GUCCUCCGUCCUCAGCAGAGAGGCUCGUUGAAAGAGUGUUGUUGUUGUUUUUGUUUACAGCAGUUAAAAAAUGUGCUAAGUCAUUGAGCCUGUUCUUCUGAAUACAAGGCUAACAUACUGUAGCGUGUUUGAGGCGUGCUCUGUGUCAGAGGUAACGCCGACAUGUUGACACAGUUAUUGUAGUCCACCGGAGCACUUUGGACUAGUUACACCGGACAUUAACGCUUCAAUCUGUGGGAGCUGGAAAUGGCAGUUUUCUCUGUCAUUCUGAGCUGGACCGUUGUGUUCCUCCUCUCUCUGGUUUUUAUAUCGUUCCUCGGUUACUGCCUGUACCUGAAACACCAGCAUAUGAAGUAUGACCACAUACCCGGGCCACCGAGAGACAGUUUUAUCUUCGGACAUUCACCUACGUUUUUGAGGGUCAUGAGAAAUGGCGGGCUUCUACACGACAAGUUGCUGGAGUGGUCUGAGAGUUAUGGACCUGUUUACAGGGUUAAUAUUCUGCAUUACGUUAUGCUCAAUGUGACCUGCCCAGAGACAACCAAGGAGGUCCUGAUGUCCCCAAAGUAUCCCAAAGAUAGAUUCCUCUACAAGAGACUCUUCUACCUGUUUGGUCAAAGGUUCCUAGGUAAUGGCCUGGUAACAGCUCAGGACCAUGAGCAGUGGCAUAAACAGCGUCGGAUCAUGGACCCUGCAUUCAGCAGCCUGUAUUUGAGAGGUUUAAUGGGCACCUUCAAUGAGAGGGCAGAGAAACUGAUGACUAAACUUACAGAUAUCGCUGAUAGCAAAACAGAGGCCCACAUGCUGCGUCUGGUCAACUUUGUUACCCUUGAUGUUAUUGCUAAGGUUGCUUUUGGUGUGGAUUUGGACCAGCUGAAGGAUAGUUCAGAUUUCCCGAAAGCCAUUGAAAUGUGUUUGAAAGGGAUGGUGCACUACGUCAGAAACAGCUUUUUUAAGUACAACCCAAAGAACCGACCGUUCAUAAAGGAAGUGAGGGACGCAUGCCGCCUGCUGCGCGCAACUGGAGCUCAGUGGAUUCAAAACAGAAAGACUGCCAUGCAAAACGGCGAAGACGUCCCCAAGGACAUCCUCACACAGAUCAUCAAAACAGCUGGAAAAGAGGAAACCAUGACGGAAGAAGAUGAAGAGUUGAUGGUGGACAAUUUUGUGACAUUUUUCAUUGCAGGGCAAGAAACAACAGCUAACCAACUGGCCUUUUGCAUCAUGGAACUUUCGAGACAUCCUGAAAUACUGGAGAAAGUGAAGAACGAGGUGGAUGAUGUCAUUGGAAUGAAACAGGACAUCAGUUAUGACGAUCUGGGGAAAUUGGUCUACCUAUCACAGGUGCUGAAAGAGACUCUGAGAAUUUACCCAACAGCUCCAGGAACAUCUCGUGAGGUACUGAAAGACAUUGUCAUUGACGGUAUCCACAUUCCUGGAGGAGUCACAUGCAUGUUCACCUCCUACGUGACUGGGAGGAUGGAUAAAUUCUUCAAGGACCCGCUGACAUUUGAUCCAGACAGAUUUCACCCAGAUGCUCCCAAGCCUUAUUUCUGCUACUACCCCUUUGCCCUCGGCCCACGCUCAUGCCUGGGACAGAACUUCGCUCAGAUGGAGGCGAAAGUGGUGAUGGCCAAGCUGCUCCAGAGGUUUGACUUCAGUCUGGUGCCGGGACAGACCUUUGACAUCGAGGACACUGGCACGCUCAGGCCAAAGAGCGGGGUGGUGUGCACCGUCAGACACAGGAAUCACAAGAAAUAAAUGAUCAUACAGGAUCAUAAAUCAUAAGAAGAAACCAUAAAAGUCAAUGUGGUGAAAUUGGGUUACUUAGACUAAGGGUGUUUUCCCACUUGGUCCUUUUUAAAUUAACCGAACUCAGUCCUCUUAAAGUGCACCAAAAAGUGGACCAACAGAAAAGGGACUUAGUUCGUUUUGUGUUCUUCUGUCAGUUCAUUUAAAAAAGGACUCGAUUCUCUUUCUGGUCAACUUCAGCUCUAAUGGGGCCUCAGUCCUCUUUCUGUUCACACUAUAACCUAUAUAUAAUAUAUAUUGAUGUAGUUUGUGUUUAUUACUUUGAUGAUACACUGCAGUGCGGUUAUGAAGCCCCUCGUUUUCAGAUGCACUUAAAAUUGAAGGAAAAUCUCAGUGUUACUGUGCUGUAGAGGGAAGUAUUUUACAUUCCACAUCUGGAGACGUGCAGUAUCUUCCAUGGACCAAACUACUCCUCGUCCUGCGUCCUUGCAAGCGUUACAGGCGGACGUGGUUUCAUCUGUUUUUUCAACGAUCCAGGUCAACAGCAGGUGAUCUAGAGGGCUGAAUACAACGGCAAAGACCAAAGUGAACCUGGAGCGCUUUGUGUUCACACGGCACAGGUUAAGUGAACCGAACAGUUGGGUUCUUUUCAGAUCGGUCUGAGUUCUGCCAAGUGCGAAAACACCCUGACUUACUGCUCGCAGCUUUCUUCUCCUGCCUCUUUCUCUGCUCAGUUUCUUUUAGUCUGUGUAAAGACAGUAGUAUCAGCAGUCUUUGUUUUAAUGAUAGAAACAGUGAACUCACAUGAUGAUGAUUGUUUUAACCUAACAAGAAUAAUAAUGAAGAUGUGGUUGAUCACAGUAUAAUCAGCAGUUUAAUCUUGUUUGAAGUAACCCUUAACCUGGAAAAGUCAUGGAAUAUCUUAAUCACAUUUUCCCUUCAAAAAUCAUGGAAUUAAUAAAAAUCAUUGAAAGUU
Epinephelus fuscoguttatus (brown-marbled grouper) is the source of this 2728-nucleotide messenger RNA. Its product is annotated as cholesterol 24-hydroxylase-like. The transcript has 15 exons. The coding region runs from base 247 to 1761 and encodes 504 amino acids. Gene Ontology annotation, biological process: cholesterol catabolic process. Lineage: Eukaryota; Metazoa; Chordata; Actinopteri; Perciformes; Serranidae. The record is from RefSeq and is a predicted model, not a curated record. Gene Ontology annotation, molecular function: heme binding; iron ion binding; cholesterol 24-hydroxylase activity.